CACGUGCCUGUCCACCUAUCAACAGCAAACGUCGAUCCAACCGCUGGAAUCGGAUCCGACGGGCCUCCUCUUUCCUUGGCGCACACCGCUCCCCGAUGCACCCACCCGAUCCGCUUCCAAACGGUCGAAUUUUAUAUCGAAAACGCGUUUUCUGAAACAGGCGCGUGGGGACGGCGACGAUGCCGUAAGCAGAGCACCGGUUUUAAAGUCUCGAUCGAGUCUCCACCACAGUACCACACCUUCAAUUCAACAAUGGAGCUUGUUCCGAUCCCAUUUCUGACGUUCAUCGUGAGGAUUUCCCUCCUCUGCCAGCAUUUCUAUGCCCUUCUCCGCCUCCUCUUGCCUUCGUCUUGGCAGCCGCCGAAACCGCCGUCGCUUUCUUCGACUGCUAUUGCUACCAAAAGGGAAGCUUCCGCCGUUACACCGCCGUCGGAACUGACGCGCGUCUUCGAGAUGUUCGACCGCGACGGCGACGGGCGCAUCAGCAAGCAGGAGCUCUGCGACUCGCUCGAGAACCUCGGCAUCUACAUCGCCGACGCGGAGCUGGCGGCGGUGAUCGAGCGGGUGGACGCGGAUGGCAACGGCUGCGUCGACGCGGAGGAGUUUGCGGCGCUGUACCAGACGGUCAUGGAGGGCGAGGCGGAGGAGGCGGAGAUGCGGGAGGCGUUCGAGGUGUUCGACCAGGACGGGGACGGGUUCAUAGCGGUGGAGGAGCUGCGGGACGUGCUGGGUUCGCUGGGGGUGGCGCAGGGGAGGACGGAGGAGGCGUGCAGGCGGAUGAUCGGCAAGGUGGACGUCGACGGAGACGGGAGGGUCAGCUUCGUCGAGUUCAAGCAGAUGAUGAAGAGGGGAGGAAUCGCCGUGGCCAUGAACUCAUAGUAGCCGGCGGUGAUCGGAGGAUUUAAUGAAUCGGGCAGUUUAUUGUAGAUAGUGAUGAAGAUGAAAAAAAUCAGGGGAAGAAAAAAAUAAAAAUUAAUUACUUUUAGAAAAGAAAAAAAAAGGGGUAAUUUUUUAUCACUGAAAAAUAGUAAAGCUCCAUCGACUUCUGUGGCCAUGUUCACUGCUCGAAGUCAGACUCCACUAUCAUGUACCAAUCUUGCUUUUUUCCAGUCGAUUUCCACGACAAUGUAAUCCAUUAUCCAUCCCAUUUCCCAAGUCAACUCCAGGAACCAGGACAAUGAUCAUGGCUUAGAGUUCAUCCUCAACAGGAUGAGUAGCUUCUUUAAGCAUCCUUUCUAUUCACUUUUGCCAAUGAAAUUAACGUUGCAUUCAUGUGGAAUGGAUUUUCAACUGGUGGCAAUCAUGAUUCCUUUCCUCUGUUUUCUUGUGGCCUUGAGUGUAAUGCAAGUUUCUUAAGAAAA
This is a messenger RNA of Zingiber officinale, 1361 nucleotides long. RefSeq names its product calmodulin-like protein 3. The transcript has a single exon. Bases 253 to 879 code for a protein of 208 amino acids. Gene Ontology annotation, molecular function: calcium ion binding. The record is from RefSeq and is a predicted model, not a curated record. Lineage: Eukaryota; Viridiplantae; Streptophyta; Magnoliopsida; Zingiberales; Zingiberaceae.